CCGGCGAGACUGGCGAGAGAAGCGGGCCAUCGCUGCCCCGACGGCGAGCACUGAGGACAUCAUGAGCUCCAGGAAAGUGAUGGCUAUCCAGGCUCGAAAAAGGAGGCCGAAAGGGAAGAAAGACAAGACGACUCACCAUCGAAGGCCUGAGACGCAGCAGAAAGUCCCGUCCGCUCCCCCUCCUCCUCCCCCUCCUCCUCCACCACCCCAACCCGAGCCAGUCGCACCCCCAGAGCCAGAGGAAGAGAUUUUGGGCUCUGACGAUGAGGAGCAGGAGGACCCGGCAGACUACUGCAAAGGAGGGUACCAUCCGGUGAAGAUAGGGGAUCUGUUCAAUGGGAGGUACCAUGUGAUCCGAAAGCUGGGCUGGGGUCACUUCUCUACUGUCUGGCUAUGUUGGGAUAUCCAAGGAAAGCGAUUUGUGGCGAUGAAGGUGGUGAAAAGUGCUCAGCACUACACAGAGACGGCACUAGACGAGAUCAAACUACUCCGAUGUGUACGUGAGAGUGACCCCACUGACCCCAAUAAAGACAUGGUGGUUCAGCUCAUCGAUGACUUCAAGAUCUCGGGGAUAAACGGGAUCCAUGUAUGUAUGGUGUUUGAAGUCCUCGGCCACCAUCUACUGAAAUGGAUCAUCAAGUCCAACUAUCAGGGCCUGCCUUUACCGUGCGUCAAGAGCAUCAUUAGACAGGUCUUGCAGGGUUUGGAUUACCUCCACUCUAAGUGCAAGAUCAUUCACACAGACAUCAAGCCGGAGAACAUCCUGAUGUGUGUGGAUGACGCCUUUGUCAGGCGCAUGGCGGUUGAAGCCACUGAGUGGCAGAAAGCAGGAGCUCCUCCUCCCUCUGGAUCUGCAGUGAGCACAGCACCGCAACUCAAACAGGUGGGUAAGAUCUCCAAGAACAAGAAGAAGAAGCUGAAGAAGAAGCAAAAGCGGCAGGCGGAGCUGCUGCAGAGGCGCAUGCUGGAGAUCGAGGCAUUAGAGAGGGAGGCUGAGAGACAGAAAGCCAACGAAGGGUUAAACCCACCACCAGGACCUGCACUAGCGCUCGGUGAGAGCGAUGAUGAGGACGAUGAUGACGACGACGACAUAGAUGAAGAAGAGGAAGGAGAGGGAGAGAGGGAACGGCCUGUGCGAUUAACCAACCACACAUGUGCAGCUCCUCCAGAGCCACAACAGCGGGAGGACUGUGAAGUACCUCCCAACAUAAGCGUUCCUGAUGAUGACGAUCCCUCAGCGGCGACAGAGACCAACACACCACCACAUGAACAGAGCAACAACCCUGCAAAUGAGGAGGAGGAGGAGGAACAAGGAGAAACUGAAGAUGAUGAGGAAGACCAGGAGAAAACAACAGAGCAGCAGGAAGCUGAAGCAGGUCAGGAAGACACAAAGGGAGCAGUAGACAGGCUUGAAACUGUAUCUUCCAAUGAGAAGCCGGAACCAAAGACAGAUGAGUGUGCAAAGGAGGAGCAGCCUGAGCUGCCAAAAAAAGAAGAAGAAAGAAGAGACGAGGAAGGCGAUGAAGACGACGAAGACGAAGGUGAUGACGAAGAGGACGAUGAUGACGAUGAAGCAGAGGAUGAAGCCCAGGAGCUUAGGAACUCCACAGAGAGCCCCAACGACACCUCAAAAACCAACGGUCAUGCAGUAGUGGACGCAAACCAUCCAUUAGAUGUUGUCCCCGUGGUGCCCUCACCCUCACCUAUGCUGUGCCCGCUGGUGGAGUCAGAGCUCAGCGCCACUGACCGGGACGCCUCUGAGGCCUCUUACGAGCUGUUCAACGGAGAGACGGCACUCCGUAAUGGCGCUCGACACCGAGCCACGGCACCGCGCUUCCCUGAGCUCCCACUGGACCCCGAGCGUGAGCCUGAGGACGGAGAGACAAACCCGAACCCCAACGCCGAGCGUAGCCGCACAGUCUCAUCCUCCAGCACAGGAGACACUCCUAAAGCUAAAGCACGAGCAGCUGACCUGCUGGUGAAUCCUCUCGACCCUCGCAACGCUGACAUACUCAGAGUGAAAAUAGCAGACCUUGGCAAUGCCUGCUGGGUGCACAAGCACUUUACCGAAGACAUUCAGACGCGGCAGUACCGCUCUAUUGAGGUUCUAAUUGGUGCUGGUUACAGCACUCCUGCAGACAUCUGGAGCACUGCCUGUAUGGCGUUUGAGCUGGCAACAGGAGACUAUCUGUUUGAGCCACAUUCAGGAGAGGACUACUCGCGUGAUGAAGAUCACAUAGCCCACAUCAUAGAGCUCUUGGGCUGUAUUCCACGCCACUUUGCUCUGUCUGGAAAAUAUUCUCGGGAGUUCUUCAACCGGAGAGGUGAGUUGCGGCACAUCACUAAACUUAAGCCGUGGUCUCUGUUUGACGUCCUGGUGGAGAAGUACGGCUGGUCAGCCGAGGACGCCGGCCACUUCACAAACUUCCUGUUGCCCAUGCUGGAGAUGGUUCCAGAAAAACGCGCCUCCGCAAGAGACUGCCUCAAUCAUCUGUGGCUGAACUCGUAGCACCUUCCCACCGCUAGCUCAUUCCCCGUAGUGGCAGGGUUUAGGACUGCACCCCGCUCUCAGUCUGGGGGGAGAAAGAGGUCAGAGAGACAGUGAAUAUGAGAAAAUGAGAGAGAGAGAGAGAGAGAGAGAGAGAGAGAGAGAAUGGGGAAGGAAGCUGUGUGUGUGUAGACUAAUGUAAGACUGGACCAUGUUGUAGUGAGCUACUAUAGUUGGAAAUCUGGAUUCAUUAUACACUCUGUUGCACCUUCACUCACACACACACACACACACACACACACACUGCUGCUCAUUAACUCAAAUUCCAUUUUCAGAUGGAUGAACAGAGUGAUGUUUUGUAUCCUGUAAAAAUUACCUGAGAUGAAAUAUGCAAUGGAAGAACAAUGGAGUGUAACUACCAUCAAAACAAGCAUUAAGAGACAGCGAUUAGCGUUACCGCCUCACAGCUCCAGGGUCCCCGGUUCAAUCCUGAGCCCUGGUUACUGUCCGUGAGAAGAUCCACUUUCUCCUUGCGUCUGCAUGGGUUUCCUCUGGGUUGUCCGGUUUCCUCCCACAUACUGUACCAGUAGGUGGAUUGUCUAUGAUAAAUUGCCCCCAGCCAUGAAUAAAUGUAUGAAUCAGAGUUUCCGUUAGCCGGUAAAUACAGGUUUUUGACCUUUAAAAAUUCCCAAUGUCCGACAAAACCACAAAUUGUUGCACAGCAUGUCUGGUAAAAACAUUAACACGAAGUAGACAUACGUUAGAUAAAGCAUGUUCGCAAUUGCACACCUAAAUAAGGUCUCUGUGUCUGCGCAAAUAUUUUUCACUUUUCACGUUUCUCCUGUAACGUGCACUCUGAUUGGCUUGCUAUUACAUCCUUGAUACUUAUGUAGUUUGUACGUGUGCGCGUGUGUGGUACAUAACUAAAACAUUACAAGACAAGCCAGCAUGCAACAGCGCAACACAGGAGGAGCACGUCGUAGUCUCUGAGCCAUCUGAUAGCGUCGCUUCACCUACAGAGAAGCAGAAAUCUCAUCCAUUUAGACACAAACAGAAAGAGAUGACUGGAUAUUUUUCCCAGUUUGUCCGGUACAAUUUAUCAUUCCCAGACACGUUGGCCAGCACCAAAAUUUCUUAGCGGAAACUCUGGAAUGAAUGUGUGUGUGCAUGUUGUCUUGCAUCCCAUCCAGAGUGUAUUCCCACCUCACACCCAGUGUUCCCGGUAUAGGCUCGGGAUAGACCGUGACCCUGACCAGGAUAAAGCGGUUACUGAAGAUGAAUGAGCGAAUGAAUGAAUAAGCAUUAAACAGAUUUACACAUUAAGAAGAUUACAGGUUAUAGCCAAAUAGUUCAGGCUAAAAUUUGAGGGGGGAAAAAGAAGAAGAAGAAGAAGAAGAAGACAAAAUGUCCUUGAAGCACUUUCAAAAUAACUGCGUUCGCUUGUCUCAAUACUCCAGUGUUCAAACUCCAGUUGGCUCCAAACACAUUAAAGAACCUCAGACGUCGUCGUCACUGUGAGCCGAUGGAACUGAUUACGGUGUAUGUUUGAAAAUCAUGAGUGUGUAUUGCUAUGUCAGUGUUACUGCUAUUACCUUUUCUGAUGGAAGUAGGCCACCGUCUCUCACGUCUCUCUCUCUCUCAGCCUCUAUUCCCCCUUACAGAGACAGAACCCCCUGAGCCAAGGGCCUGCCACAGAACUGUUUACAGCCCUCCCUCAACCCCAAAAUCUACCAACACCUCCCAUCAGAGCUGCAUGCCACUGUUCAGGCCCCUGCAGACACACAGGAGACUCCUAACACAGAGAGACACACUGUUGCCUCUGGAUGGAAUAGAGCGUGUGAAACGAACAGAAGUCCGAGAGACUUCUGCAGACUGCCUCCUUUCGUUUCUCUGUGGUGUUUCUCUGAGCUAGCGAAAGCAUGGAGAACCUGAGGGGGAGAACAUGAGUGCGCAUUUCACUCCUGUUGAGGUUCUUCUACUUCAUUCGUUUGUUUCAUUCUGCUGUUUUUGGAAAAACUGGUCGAAGAAUCGAUGUUGAGCGUUCUUGUUGGAACCAUGUACUGUCAACACGUCCUCUUUAAGCAUUCCACAACUCUUUCGAACACAUGUAUGCUUCCUACCAUUAUAAAGCGUAAAAAAAAAAAAAAAAAACGUCUUAUUUUUUUUCCUGCAGCACCUUCACGUAACCGCCCCAAAUCAGUCCAGUUCUGUCCGAGGUGUAAAAAAAAACAAAACAAAACACCACCACAAGACUGAGGUUGCACUCGCGUUGCGUUUGUUCAGGGAUUAUGAUCAGUGUACAGAGCGCUCUACAAACCGACAUCUAGUCCACUGCGAAACAGAAAUACAGCUUAAAUAAAGGGAGGAGCCUCGUUGAACGGAGUUCCUUGCUGGAGUGUGUGUGAGAAGAGGACAAACAACCCCACACACAUACUACAGCCUGCUCUCAGUGCCAACGGCCCUCUUCUGCCCUCCAGCUCCAUCACUCAUCACCUAUUUUCGCAAUAAAAAAGUAUAAGUAGAUGGUGAAGUAUUUUUAAAAACAAUAUUAAAAAAAAAAAUAAUAAAAAAAUGACUUCUGAUGUGACGGUGACCGAAUAUCGUCUUAUUAUCGAGGUGAUUGUGUUUUGUCCGUUUAGAAAUGUUUUAAAAAAAUUAAAUUUUUUGUAAUUAUGAUAUAAUUAUGAUUACUAUUAUUGCCAUUCAUUUUUUUUUGUUUUUUUUUUUAAAUUCUGUCAUUCUCCCCCUUCGUUAGUGAACAGUGCUGCUCUGUAUGGACUAGUGCGAUGCUGAUCAAAUUUGAUCAAACAUUUUUGCAAUAAUAGUGAAUUUUUGCACCGAAAGCUCCUGAUUUCUCACUUCAGCCAUGCUGACUGUUCUUCCCCAACAUUCACGGUUACAUCUCGUCUGUUUUUCAUUGACAGAUUUAAUAAAAUUAUAAAUGAAUGGC
Messenger RNA from Ictalurus furcatus (blue catfish), 5438 nucleotides. RefSeq names its product SRSF protein kinase 2 (gene srpk2). Gene Ontology annotation, molecular function: ATP binding; protein kinase activity. The record is from RefSeq and is a predicted model, not a curated record. Gene Ontology annotation, biological process: spliceosomal complex assembly; protein phosphorylation; regulation of mRNA processing. NCBI's taxonomy places the organism in Eukaryota, Metazoa, Chordata, Actinopteri, Siluriformes, Ictaluridae. The transcript is spliced from 16 exons. Bases 62 to 2509 code for a protein of 815 amino acids.